Molecule: messenger RNA, 2289 nt
Organism: Chrysochloris asiatica (Cape golden mole)
Lineage: Eukaryota; Metazoa; Chordata; Mammalia; Afrosoricida; Chrysochloridae
Gene: ZNF185
Product: zinc finger protein 185 (LIM domain)
Exons: 23
Coding region: 1-2289 (762 amino acids)
Source: RefSeq, a predicted model, not a curated record
AUGAGCACCCUGGAAGGGUUCAUGUUCGGUCAUUAUCAGCUAUCGCCUUGGCAGAAGUCCUUGGCAGCCUGUAUGUUCUGGGUGAGCAGCUUCGAGCAGACAAGGAAGGCCCUGCCCCCUGCCGAGGAGGAACGCAACAAUGUCCUCAAGCAGAUGAAGGUUCGGACCACACUGAAGGGGGACAAGAGCUGGAUUGCCAGGCAUGAUGAUUCUGAGGGACACACCAUAGAGCUACCUUCCAGCAGGAGCCGUGCCACCUCCUUUUCGUCCCCUGGGGAGAUGCAGAAGGCCAGGCCUCUGAGCUCGAGGGCCUCCACUGGCUACAUCAUCAGGGGGGUGUUCACCAAACCUAUCGACAGCUCAUCCCAGCCCCAGCCGUUUUUCCCCAAGGCCAAUGGAGCGCCUAAAAGUGCUGCCAGCCCGGUGAGAGCAGUUAGCACUGGGCCUCCCCGGCCAUUGUCCACCGGCUACAAAUUAACCACUGAGGACUACAAAAAGCUAGCACCCUACAAUGUCCGGCGCAGCUCGGCAGGAGCAGCUGGGGAGGAGGUGCUCUUCUCCACUGAUGAGCAGAAAAGGAGGUCCGAGGCUGCAAGCAGCCUGGUCAGGAAGACGGCGCCCCGGGACCAUUCCUACGUACUGUCAGCAGCUAAGAAGAGUGCUAGUCCUGCCCAUGAACCACAGGCCCCGUUCAUCGCUAAGCGGGUGGAGGUUGUGGAUGAGACUGGGCCUUCUGAGCGGAGCCAGGACCCAUCUGCUCUGGCAAGAGCCUCUUCUGCCUUGAUGAACAGCUCCCCACCAGGCCACAAAGACACGGAGGCCCCCAGCCCCAGAGAGCACAAGAGGGACUUGGCUGGUGAGGCAGAUUCUGAAAGGUCCAGCACACUGCCGAGUGAUGGCCACUUGGGGUUGGCAGCCCCAGGCUCCGCACCUGAAGGCUGGCUUGGAGCAGACAGCAGCUCCGGGAAAGGAGGGCUGUGCCCGGCUGCUCACUUUGCUCCACUCUUGGAUAACCGGAGUAUGCAUGACACCAGCUAUCAGAACCAUAAGCCUGGACUCGUGGCCACCAGCUCCAGUGCACCUUUGGCCUCUGUCGGCCUGGAUGGGAAGGGCAUACCCCCCACAGGUCUGGAGGACACGGAGACCAAUGCAAAGAGUGGACACCAAGAAGUCCCACGUGCCUCACAGGUCCCCAAGCAGCAGAUGCAGAACUUUGUGCGCCUGCGCGCUUGUAGUCCUAGCGUGUGCGUGCGCGCCAAAUUCGCCGCACGAUGGCGCGCCAGGAUCAUAAAAGGGUCUAGCCGCUCCAUAAGCCCCGCCCCGGCCCCUCCCCCGCUGUUUGGCUGGGCGUUGCAGCGGGUCCCAGACUGGUCCAAGAGUGGUCUGCAGAACUGUCCGAGGCCGUGGGACCCAGUGAUGGGACAGGUCCUCUCUGGGAAUGAAGAUCAGAAGGUAGCCACCCAGGCUGGAGAAGUAGGUCAGGAGUGGCCCACAGCCCCAAGAGAGGGGCAAGAAGACUUAGCUGCCGCCAGUCUGAAGCUUGCAGACAUACGCAGCCCCGAGGGCCCAAGCAGCCCCCCAGGAUCCGAGCCACUCAUUGAACUGGAAGGCCACACGGGCAGUGUCUUCUCUGGGAAAGAAGAUCAGAAGGUGGCCUCCCAGGCUGGAGAAGUGUGGCAGGAGUGGCCUGCAGUCCCAAGAGAGGAGCAGGAAGACCCAGCUGCCCUCAGUCUGCAGCCUGCAGACGCCAGUGGCCCGAAAGGCCCGAGAAGCCCUCCAGGCCAGGAGCCGCUCAUUGAACUCGAGGGCCCCCCCAGCAGGGCGAGAAGCCCUUCGAGCUGCUUGGUCACAGUGAGUGCCACCGCCUCCGCUGAGCAGCGCCGACUUUACAGGCCGCCCCCGCUGAGUGAUUUGGACUCCAGCUCAGCCAACAGAGGGGUCGUCUUCGUGAAGCAGUGCACCAACAGCAGUGAAGUCUCUUCCAGGAAGCUGUUGCCUACAUGCUACAGCAGUGUCAGCGGCCGAGACGACGUGUGGGACAGGGAGAAGCAGCCUCCACGGGAGAGUGUUCCCUACUCGGACAGAACGACUGGAGGAAGGCUCUGUACGUACUGCAACCAUGAGAUUGGAGACUGUCCCAAGAUCACUCUAGAACAUCUGGGCAUCAGCUGCCAUGAAUACUGCUUUAAGUGUGGGGUUUGCAGUAAGCCAAUGGGCGACCUCCUGGAUCAGAUCUUCAUCCACCGGGAAACCGUCCACUGUGGCAAGUGCUACGAGAAGGUCUUCUAG